Molecule: messenger RNA, 1530 nt
Organism: Glarea lozoyensis ATCC 20868
Lineage: Eukaryota; Fungi; Ascomycota; Leotiomycetes; Helotiales; Helotiaceae
Exons: 1
Coding region: 1-1530 (509 amino acids)
Biological process (GO): mRNA splicing, via spliceosome
Cellular component (GO): U4/U6 x U5 tri-snRNP complex
Source: RefSeq, a predicted model, not a curated record
AUGGAUCGCGGAAAAGCAUCACCCAUUCUCGCUCCUCGCCAUGACUCCUCCAGCCGCGUCGGAAAGCCAGAAACGGCAGCAGAGAAGCUCGCCGCCAUGAAGGCUAGAGUCGCUGCCGCAGUCGGCAAGUCGAAGGUUGGAGGGGGUACAGGACUGAAUGUUGCACCGCAUCCCGCCUUGGUCGGUAAUAGAGGAGGGCUCAACGUGGAAUUGCAUCCUGCGCUCCAAGAUCUGGGACAAUACAAACCGUCAAAAACGAUUGCGCCCAAGUUUGCAACCAGCAUAGGAAAUUCGCGCCCCCAAGUUGAGAAAGCUACUGCGAAGGUCAAAAAGCCGCUAGAUCUGUCUGGCCCUUCUGCGGAGGAGACGAGAAACAAUCCGUACUUUGAUAUCAGUUUAGGGGGGCAAACAGCUACGCUGAAGAACAGGCAUUCCAGGCAAUUAGUAUUCAAUCAGAAGGGGAAAUACAUCCAACAGGCCAAUGCAUUACGAAGACAAGCCGCCCUCGAGGCGAUGAAAAAGAGGAUUGCAGAAUCGUCUCGAAAAAUCGGUAUCGACGAAGAUUUAGAUACGGAAAAGAAAUACCUGAUCGAAGAACCGCCAGCCAUAGAAUGGUGGGACGAAGGCUUAGUAGAUGCUAAAAACUACGAUGGACUUGAAGAUCCAAAAACGCUCAAGCUCGACACCGUAGAUUCUAUAAUUACGGAGUACAUUCAACAUCCGGUCCUCCUGGAACCGCCGCAGGAAAAGAAUACUCCGGCACCAAAACCUAUGUUCUUGACCUCGAAGGAGCAAGCCAAACUACGGCGGCAACGAAGGAUGGCGGAACUAAAAGAGCAACAGGCUAAGAUUCGUCUGGGUCUCGAGCCAGCACCACCCCCCAAAGUGAAGAAGGGGAAUCUCAUGCGCGUUUUAGGUGAAGAAGCUGUGAAGGAUCCAACUGCCGUAGAGGCAAGAGUAAACAGAGAAAUUGCAGCUCGACACCAGGCACAUAUUGAAAUGAACGAAGAGAGAAAACUCACCAAAGAGCAGAGGCAUGAAAAGCUCGCUUUGAAUCAAGAAAAGGAUUCCGCGAAAGGAAUUAGGAUGAUGGUGUUCAAAAUCGACAAUCUAUCGAACGGUUCACACAGAUUCAAGAUCUCGAAGAACGCGGAGCAAAUGGCUCUCACUGGAAUAUGUGUUAUGCAUCCGAGGUUCAAUCUAGUGAUUGUGGAAGGUGGAGAACAUAGUAUACGCCAGUAUCGAAAGCUUAUGUUACAACGUAUUGACUGGACCGAGAACUCGCCCACGCGAAUCAAGGAGGGGACAAAGGCAGAAGCGUUACAGGAUUGGUUGAAAGCAGAGGAUGAGAAAGGAGAGCUUAAGGAUAUGACGCUCAACAAGUGUACGCUAGUGUUUGAGGGUGAAGAGAAAGCCAGGGCCUUCAGGAAAUGGGGCAGCAAAGUGUGCGAAACAGACAGCGCUGCGAGGGAAGCUCUGACACGGGCGAAGAUGGAGAAUUUUUGGACGAUGGCUAAGAGCAUGCAUUAA